CCAAUAUUAUGGUGAGACUAUAUAACACUGGGAGUUAUGAGACCAUGUUAUCAAUGAGAACAUAGUCAGAGGAAUAAAGUACCCACUCAAAACCAGAAAAAACCAGCCGUUAACCGGCUUCAACCAGCCUUAACAUCUGUCCUAAAGCAACCUAAGGAUGAACACCAAGAUUGUAGUACUGUUAGUGGUCGUGCUGGUGGCAGUCUCUGUAACUGAGGCUCGACGAAGGAGAAACAAGGCCAACAAAGAUCAGGACAGAUGUAGGUACAAGAGAGACAGAAGUGCGGGGAGACCCGAGUGUAUUAAGGGUACUAUGACCCUCACCCUGCAGCUGAAAUCGGGACCAGCUGAUUGUGAGCCCACCCUCACAAAGACCAAGAGGUGCCGAAACAAAGACUGCAAAUAUGAUGUGGUCAGCUCAGUGUGCAACCAGGAAACCAACAGAAUGGUUAAAACUAUGCAGCUGAAGGAAGGAGGCGACGAAACCAAGUGUGAGAAAACCAUCACAGUGGAGAAGAGGAGGUGUAAGAACAAAGGUGACAAGGCAGCAAAGAAGGCUGCACGAAAAGAAAGGAAAAAGCUCUCAAAGGCCGAGAAAAAGGCUGCCAGGAAAGCAGCUAGGGCAGAAAGGAAGGGCAGAAAACACAACAGAAGAGAAGGUACCACCCCCGCAAUGAUUGAGGAGCCAACAGCAUAAGCACAAAACCAGCACAUUGUGCUAAUGUGUGCUCUCCCAUGUGCUUCAUGCUCCCUGGUUCUUUAGAACAAACUUAAUGACUCAAUUGCACCAAUGAUUCAUCUACUUAAAUUUUGUUUUGGAUUUUUUUUAUCUCUCUCAGAAUGCAAGAUUAAUUACAAAAAUAACCAGCUUUUAAAUUAUUAAGAUAAGAUUGCUGUUUAUAAAUGCUUUUUAAAUUUUUGAAUUUUAACAUGACAGCCUUUAGCUAUAGCUAGUCAAUUUUUUUUUUACCAGUCGACAAAGCACAAGGAAUGAGUUAAUUCAUCAUUUAUCUUGAGGGAAUUCAUAGUUCAUAAAGUGUUCACUGCAUUUUUAGGCAUAAUUUAUAAUUUUUUUACAUAUAAAAUUAGUCCCAUGUAAGCAUGAAUUUAAACAUGUAUUUCCAUAUAAGUAUUUUACAUUGUAUAUGCAUGUAUGUUAGAGACUUUUCUAUUGCACAGAGCAGAAGAUUUUUUAUGAGGAAAGACUUUUUUUCUUUUCGUUUUGAAUGUUGUUAAUUGUUGAUUUUUAUUUUUUUAAAAAUUCUUUGAAAAAUGUAGAUAAAGUUAAACACAGGCCAACCUAUGAAUUGUUGGUUGGUGCACAAAUAAAUUCUUAAUCCUGUAAUUCACCAUGGAAAAAAUCAAUACAAGAUUAGUUUUCUCACCGAUAUUAAAUGUACUGAAAGAAUAGUUGUCCCAAGAAUUUUGGAAAAAAAUGUAACAGAGCUUGUACUUUAAACCAACAAUCUAAGGUCUGCCAAUAAAUUCUUUGUUGGCUGGUGAUUAGGGCUCUGCUAAAAUUAAUGUGAUCUGCAGAAGUUUCCCUCUGUAUUUAGAGUGAUCAAAGAUUUUUAUAUCUUUUUGUGUUUUAUAGAAAUUUUCAACUGUUUAUAAUAAUAUGAGCUGUGAAGCAAUACAGCCUUUGUAUUUAAUCAUUGUGUGUAUUGUUUUAUCUGUGCGGUUUCUCUUCUCAUCAGUCAAUAAAGUCUCUCUAAACUUGA
Messenger RNA from Saccostrea cuccullata (small rock oyster), 1721 nucleotides. RefSeq lists its product as uncharacterized. NCBI's taxonomy places the organism in Eukaryota, Metazoa, Mollusca, Bivalvia, Ostreida, Ostreidae. Gene Ontology annotation, molecular function: growth factor activity. The transcript has 5 exons. The record is from RefSeq and is a predicted model, not a curated record. The coding region runs from base 158 to 697 and encodes 179 amino acids.